AUGGCUCGCGCUAGCGUCGUCUUCGCCAUCGCCGCUCUCCUCUUUGUCGCCAUGGCCGUGGCGCCGCUGGCCGCCGAGGCGAAGGAGUCCGCCGACGCCCCCACUGCCGACGCGCCGGCCGAUGGACCCAGCGCGCCGGUGGGUGCCCCUGGUCCCCAGGGCGUCGAUGGCCUGUCAGGCAACGAGGACGAGGACGAUGACUCCACCAACUGA
This is a messenger RNA of Miscanthus lutarioriparius, 213 nucleotides long. Lineage: Eukaryota; Viridiplantae; Streptophyta; Magnoliopsida; Poales; Poaceae. The record is from the annotation of a GenBank genome assembly.